Molecule: messenger RNA, 2771 nt
Organism: Pistacia vera
Lineage: Eukaryota; Viridiplantae; Streptophyta; Magnoliopsida; Sapindales; Anacardiaceae
Exons: 5
Coding region: 272-1726 (484 amino acids)
Source: RefSeq, a predicted model, not a curated record
GAGAGAAACAAAAACAAAAACCGCAACAGAUUUCUUGUUCUCUUUGUUUCUGCUUCUUCUACUUACUUUUAACUACUUGCUGUUAUUAUGUCUUCACAUCUUGAGAUGUCAGAUUUCUUCCUCUUCUUCAGUUGUUGCUGUUGUUACUGCUACUGCCACUACUGCUACUAAAACUCAAACUACUUUUACAGGUGGGCUGUGAAAAUCUCAUCACUGUGCUGCUAGUAGUGUAUUGUGUGUAGUAUUCUGGGCAGUCUCAUAUAUAAAAUAGAUGGGUUCUAGAUUCCCAUCUCAUCAACUCAGCAAUGGCCUUUACGUAUCGGGCCGGCCUGAGCAGCCGAAAGAAAGGACACCAACAAUGAGUUCAGUAGCCGUGCCUUAUACAGGUGGUGAUAUCAAGAAAUCUGGAGAACUAGGGAAAAUGUUUGAUAUCCCUGUUGAUGGUUCCAAGUCUAGAAAAUCUGGACCUAUAAAUAGUGCUCCUUCCAGGACCGGAUCUUUUGGAGGUGCUGCUUCGCAUUCAGGUCCAAUCAUGCCUAAUGCGUCUGCUCGAGCUGGUUUCACAUCCGGUCCUGUAGCUUCUGGAGGGAUGUCUGCUUCGGCUUCAUUAAAGAAGUCAAACUCUGGACCACUUAAUAAACAUGGGGAGCCUGUAAAGAAAUCUUCAGGCCCUCAAUCGGGUGGAGUAACACCAAGUGGCCGCCAAAACUCUGGUCCCCUUCCUCCUGUUCUCCCUGCAACUGGUCUCAUUACGUCUGGACCCAUCUCUUCAGGUCCACUAAAUUCGUCUGGGGCCCCUAGGAAGUUAUCUGGUCCUUUGGAUUCUAUGGGAUCAAUGAAAAUACCAAGCUCUAUUGCUCAUAAUCAGGCUGUGACUGUUCUUAGCCAAGAUGAGGACUUUUCCUUCAAGAGGAAUUUCCCAAAGCCAAUAUUGUGGUCAUUGAUUCUACUUUUUGUGAUGGGCUUUAUUGCUGGUGGUUUUAUUCUUGGCGCAGUGCAUAAUGCCAUUCUUCUCAUUGUUGUCGUGGUUCUUUUUGGUGCUGUUGCUGCUUUAUUUGGUUGGAAUUCUUGUUGGGGAAGAAAUGCUAUUAUCGGUUAUAUUGCUCGUUAUCCAGAUGCUGAACUUAGAAAUGCCAAGAAUGGCCAAUUUGUGAAGAUCUCUGGGGUGGUCACCUGUGGUAAUGUGCCUCUCGAGUCAUCCUUCCAAAAAGUUCCUAGAUGCAUAUAUACAUCCACAAGUUUGUAUGAGUAUCGAGGAUGGGAUUCUAAAGCUGCCAACGCUACACAUCGUCGUUUUACUUGGGGCCUCAGAUCGCUAGAAAGGCGUGCAGUUGACUUCUACAUCUCUGAUUUCCAGUCUGGGUUAAGAGCAUUAGUUAAAACUGGGUAUGGAGCAAGGGUGACACCAUAUGUUGAUGACUCCCUUGUCAUAGAUGUUAAUCCAGCUAAAGAAGAGUUGUCUACGGAGUUCAUCAGGUGGUUGGCAGAGAGGAACCUCUCAACUGAUGAUCGUGUAAUGCGAUUGAAAGAAGGGUACAUCAAAGAAGGAAGCACCGUUAGCGUAAUGGGAGUUGUUCAGAGGAAUGACAAUGUGCUCAUGAUUGUCCCUCCACCUGAACCCAUCACAACAGGAUGCCAAUGGGCCAAAUGUAUUGUUCCCGCUAACCUUGACGGUAUUGUAUUGAGAUGUGAAGAUGCGUCAAAGAAUGAUGUCAUACCAGUUUAGUACUAUGUGCAUUGUAAGCUUUUUCUUCUAUUUCUCCUUAAAAAAAUAUUCUUUUCUUCUUUCUUUUGGUCUAUUAAUAUUUGAUGCUGGGGAUAGUAAAAGUGGUAGCAUUCAGGAGUGACGGGUGAUUGUGAUGCUUGAAUAUCCCAGUUGGUGGCAGUGUUUUCUCAUAUUAACUUGUUGUAUAGCUCUUCAGGGUGUCUUCCCCUUUAUUUUUUAUUUUUUCGUUUUUAGGGUGUGAUGGCUUUUGUGAGAAGGGUUUGGUUGAGCCAUAGGGAAAUUUAUGUGUGAGCAGACUGCGAUUAUGUUAAAUAGAACAAAAAAAAGUGUUAUGAGUUAACUAGUAUAUUGUCUUCACAUGCAAUCUAUAGUGUCUACUUCUCUUGAUGAAAUUUGUACAAGUAUUAGCUUGUUGAUGCAAUUUAUAUCGAAUGACUUAUAUUCAAGCAUGAUUCCUUGACACAAGACUUGCUUCUAAAUUUAACCAUCCGAUGUACUGAGAAAGCCUUGGUAAUUCCCCCUCCUCUCUCAUGUAAUCCUUUCCUUGAUGUGUGCUUAUCUUUUCCGAAGUUUUGUAAGUUGAACUUCUUAACAAGCCUUAUCAAUUGUGUAUGGUCAGACUACAUUACUGGGACACUUUUUUUGCAUAAACGGCACAACGGCAAUUCUGGUAGGAAAUUUGUAACUCUCACUAGUAGAUUUUAUAAGAUUGAAAGGUAGAGAUGUAGUUGAGGUUUAAGAGUUUACAAGACAAGGAAAUCCUUGCAGACGCAUUGUUCAUUGUUUGGGAUGCUGAUACAGAGCUUAUGAAGGACGAGUACCGGUUCAGUAAUUUAUUUCCAUUAUAAAACUUGUAAUAUAUGUUAUAAAUUUAUUGCUGAAAUGUUACAAGUUUGAUGUGGGGUGUUGAUAUAUUCCAAUACCGGAGCUCAAAUCUUUAUAGGCCAUUUUAGAUAGGAAGAAAUGUUGUAUGCCUCACUUUAGGGCAUGUUUGGUUCGCGACCGAUGAAUCAAUUCUUGAAGUCCUGAUUCUCUUAUUCACAAU